CUCGACGGCCCCGGGCAGCGAACGCAGCGGCGAGAGCGACUUUGUGCCCUCGGUCAACUUCGACGACUUCGCCAACAGCCUCGCCUACGAGCCCACCCUGAGCGACUUCCCCGUGCCCGGCGGCUUCACGAGCGCCGUGCCUGCCCCCGCCCACCCCUCGCCCAUGGCCCCCUUCACCGCUGCCUCGGCCGAGUCGCGCCCGGCACGCAGCAACUCGCUGAUGCGCCGCUUCAGCCAGUCUGCCCAGCGACAUCCACACCCACCUGCUGCCAGCUCUGCGCCGCCCGACCCCACGGCCAUGCCGCCGCCGCCAGCCACCAACAUGGCCAUCCGCUCACGGCGCCAGAGCCACUUUCCCGCCCAGCCGCCGCCGCCCAAUCCUGCUGCACGCGCGCCGCGGAAGAGCGUUGGCCCUGGCACCAUGCCGACGGGCAGCUUCGAGAGCCGCCACGAGAUGCCCAGGCUGAACGGCGACAACAUCCAGACGCGCGUUGGCCGAGCCCCGUCUGUGGGCGCAGGCAGUCGGCGUGAGGCCCUCGCUGCCAACGCCAACAGCACCGCUGCCCUCCCCGCAUACGCGAACACCACACGCUCCGCCAAAGCAAAGUCGUUCCACUCGCCCGCCAGGCAGUACUCUGGGCACCUGACCGCCGCGUCCAUGACGCCAGACCAGGCCGCGAUGCCCUACAACCAAGCUCGCUCGCCGGGCAAGCCCCCUGCACAGCGCAGCCAUACGCCCUCGUCUUCGUCGAGCAAGCGGCAGUCCACCCUGCCGCAUCUCUCUGGCCUUGGCGCGAGGACCAUCAGCCCCACCGACGCUCGAAGGCUCAGGAGGCUGUCCAUGAACCCAGGGACGAAGCCUCCAGGGGGCCCGGUCGGUCCGCCCACUCCGCAGGGCGAGUUCCCGCCGGAAGAGCGCUCCUUCAGCCAGUCGCCAGCCAUCGUCUUCCCCAGCAGCGUCACACCGUCGUCGACCUGCGCGACGCCCGAACAAAACCGCAAGUCCUAUGCUUCUGGCGUCUCACAGUCCUCUAGCUCCAGCCUCAACUCCCUGAAAGUCGGUGGCUCGAACCUACCAUUACGUGCGAAUCCUACACUGUCUAGCUCGCGACUGCCCACACCAAAACAGAGGAACGUCCACAGUUCAGCGGCUGGCGAGGAAGAGGAUGUGCCCCCUGUGCCAGCCAUCCCCAAAGCCUACGAAUCGCCAAAGGACCCCGAACGCUCCAGCUUCACAUUCACAACGCCGUCGUCGAAGAUGGGUGUGCCUCCACUACCUUCACAAGAACCUGCCGUCUACACGAACGCCAACGCUGCUGCGAGCCAGAGCGCUGAAUCCGUGGGUCCCGGUCCUGAUCCUGCGAACAUGAACACCUCGCAGAGGAGUACAGGGUCGAUCAGGCACAGGAGGGGCUUGACCGUGGGUUCUGGUUCCGAGCCUGACAGAGCUCCUGCAGCGCAACAUUCGACCAAGAAAAACCUCCAACCCAUCAGACUUCCACCACUGAAUUUGCUGCCGCUUGGCACGCCACUCAACAAUCGCAUGUCGUCUUUCCCGGCUCCCUCUGCUGAGGUUGACCAUCGUAAUGUGACGCCCCCACCAAAGCGUGCAGUCAACAAGACACCCAGCACACCUAUGACGGCCUCGAAAGCCACUUUCUUCUCCAAGACCGCUGCCCAGGAUCAGUACGAGUUUGGUAAACAACUCCGCAGCAGCAGUUCUGCUGUCAACCUGCGGGGCACAAAACCUUUGCUUGACAACACGGCUACAUUGGAGAGCAUGCCCAUCCCUACUCUCCACCCUGGACGCCAGGCCACAACUCCUUUCGCCUCGAACUCACUGCCCAAAGGUAGUGGUGAAUUUGCUCGCCUUAACAGGCAACCAAACGAUGAACACAAGUUCGCCGACAAGGAUGUGGAGUUGCAGAGUACGAGGGUUGCUGGGCCCCGUCCGUUGCAGAAGAAAGACACGUCAGACUCUGUACAUACGUCUACCUCGACCGAACCGGAAACACCUACCUCCGGCUCGUCGCUAAGGCGUAAGCUCAGUUUGGGAGGUUGGCGACGAGGGAUGUCUUCCAAGGCGGCAUCCCACCCUACAAACAGUACUCACACUCGGAAGGAUUCUCAGAAAUCUGACGAACUGGCACCACAGCCACCAAAACAUGCCGAUAUGCCUCCACCUCGAGUACCCGCCUCUGUGACCUCGAGUGGUCCAACUGCUACGAGCCCAACCACAACCCCAACUUCAGCCACCAGUCGCAUUCGACCAUCUCUAGACUUCGGACGCCGCAAAACAUCCACAGCGACGCUCGCGAGUGAAACGGAUGUCGAAAAGCCCAGCCCAAGAAAGGGUGCUGGUACUGCGGGCAGCACUGCGAGCACGCGUACGGCGUCCAGCAAUAAUGAGCAACCUCGAAGCCAGCCAGCGCCAAAAUCGGGCUCCUCCCUAUUGACACCAAUGCAGCGAAUACUGGGCUCCAAGAGUUCCUCCAAUGUGCUCAGGGCUCGUAACCUUGACCCGAACCUUGAUAAGGACGAGGCCAUAGCGGACGAAGAAAUGAGGAAACUCGCUUCUAAACGGAAAGACUUUGAGCACGCCGCACGCGAUGUGGACGAGCUCCGCAAGCGUGCGAAGCCUCAAGAACGUGUCACCCCAGUGCAGGCCUUGCAGAUGGUUAGCUUGAACAUUUUCGAGCGGGGAGAGAUCAUCGAUUACAAGGAGGUGUACUUCUGUGGGACAAAGGGUGCGAAGAAGCAUGUCGGCGACUUGAAUGCGCAGACUGCCAACUUUGGGUAUGACGAUGAUCGAGGCGACUACAAUAUCGUUUUUGGUGAUCAUCUUGCCUAUCGGUACGAAGUCGUGGAUCUUCUUGGCAAAGGUAGCUUUGGACAGGUUGUGCGAUGUGUUGACCACAAGACGGGAGGGCUUGUCGCGAUCAAGAUCAUCCGAAACAAGAAGCGGUUCCAUCAGCAGGCUUUGGUUGAGGUCAACAUCCUGCAGAAGCUGCGCGAAUGGGAUCCCGAAAACAAACACAGCAUGAUCAACUUCACGCAAAGCUUCUACUUCCGAGGCCAUCUGUGCAUAUCCACCGAGCUUCUUGGCAUGAAUCUGUACGAAUUCAUCAAGGCUCACGACUUCAAAGGCUUCUCGCUCCGUAUCAUCCGUCGAUUCUGUAAGCAGAUGCUUGCUUCGCUGGUCCUCUUGAAAGGGCAUCGCGUUAUCCACUGCGACUUGAAGCCUGAAAACAUUCUGCUCGCGCACCCGUUGCAUUCGGAAAUCAAGGUUAUCGACUUUGGUUCCAGCUGUUUCGAGAACGAGAAGGUUUACACGUACAUCCAGUCGCGAUUCUACCGUUCGCCUGAGGUCAUCUUGGGUAUGAGCUACGGCUUGCCAAUUGACAUGUGGAGCUUGGGAUGCAUCCUUGCGGAGCUUCUCACAGGCUAUCCCAUCUUCCCAGGUGAGAACGAGCAAGAACAGCUUGCUUGCAUCAUGGAGAUCUUCGGCCCUCCGGAGAAGCACCUGAUCGAGAAAAGUAGCAGGAAGAAGCUUUUCUUCGACUCUCUUGGAAAGCCGAGGGUUACAGUCUCGACGAAAGGACGACGUCGCCGACCGAGCUCGAAGACAUUACAGCAGGCCCUUAAGUGCGACGACGAAGCCUUCCUUGACUUCAUAUCGCGUUGUCUCCGAUGGGAUCCUGAACGGCGGAUGAAGCCUGACGAGGCUAUGCAACACGAGUUUGUUACUGGAAUACGCCGAACUCCAAGGCAGAGACAGCCAGUCAACGCAAGUGCGCCAUCGCCGGCCAAGCGAGUGCCUUCGUCGCAAACAGCACCAGCACAACCCCGCGUGCGACCUCUCCCGGAGCCUCCCACGACAAGCUUCAAAAAUAACGCCGCAGUGAACACGAGCCGAGAACGUUUGCCGAGCAAUUCACCCGUCAAAGCCGGUGCUCCGCAGCGUCGCCAUUCGACCGCCCAGGGACAGCCCGGAGCAGCGGGUGUCAAACGUGCCGCGAACGGAGCCCCGCUGAACGUCUCCAGCGGCCUCCCGCGAGUCGCACAACGCAGUGUCUCGGGCAAGCCUGAUCUGGCUUCGGCGGCGGCAAUCGCCAGUCUCAAAGGGCGUUAAUCUCCAUGAAUACAUCUUGAAUGAUAACAAAUGACUAUGUGUGCAUAUCAAUGAGUCUUACAAUAUUUAAUGCAGUUCUUUUGGUCGUGAGAAGGGGGGGGCAAGGGUCAGUUGUCAUGUUUUGGCGCGCAUGCUUUGAAAUCAUCAACGACAUUUAUACCCGAAAAGCAUCUUCCAGCCACGCGACGUUCUCGGUCUGGGGCUGCCCGUAUCUUUACUGUCGAGGGUAUUGGAUAGGCGAUGAUAGCGUGGAUAUUUGGGUGAUGGAUGAUGAUGGACAUAAAGUGGCGUUUUUUUUUUACUAUUCUAGGUCUAUAGACGGAUGUCAAUGUGCAGAGCUGAUACUGCUCACGGGCAGGUGGAAAAAACCUCGUGCUCGCGUGUGGAGUCAUAGCAGUUAAUCCCCUCUGUCCACCCACAACAAAACU
This is a messenger RNA of Dothidotthia symphoricarpi CBS 119687, 4560 nucleotides long. RefSeq lists its product as uncharacterized. NCBI's taxonomy places the organism in Eukaryota, Fungi, Ascomycota, Dothideomycetes, Pleosporales, Dothidotthiaceae. The record is from RefSeq and is a predicted model, not a curated record. Gene Ontology annotation, biological process: peptidyl-serine phosphorylation; peptidyl-threonine phosphorylation. The transcript is spliced from 3 exons. Gene Ontology annotation, molecular function: ATP binding; protein serine/threonine kinase activity; protein serine/threonine/tyrosine kinase activity. The coding region runs from base 164 to 4132 and encodes 1322 amino acids.